Messenger RNA from Rotaria socialis, 2475 nucleotides. Lineage: Eukaryota; Metazoa; Rotifera; Eurotatoria; Philodinida; Philodinidae. The record is from the annotation of a GenBank genome assembly.
AUGAGCAAUUUAAAAACGACGCUAACAUUGUCACGUCAAUGUCUAACUCCAUCGGUUCCAAGAAAUAAUGCUCCUAGUCAACCAUCGGCAGGGUCCUCUGUGGAUGAAGUUUGGCGACUAAGAUAUGAAAUUUCAUGUGAUCAUGGCAAACUUCUUCAAUAUAUAAAAGAAAUGCUCGAAGAAACAAUCACUUUGGACAAACAAUAUGCUGAAAAUCUUCAGAGAUUAAUGGCAGAAACUGAUUGUAUAAAACCAUAUGCCAAAGCAAAUCCUAUGAAUGAUGUUUGUCAGAACAUUUUUCUGCAAUGGUCUAAGCGACCAACAUCGAUGCUCUUAAAUGUUGAGAAACUUCAAAAUAAUGUAUUUGAUGGAUUACUUAAAAAUCUUCUGGAAAAAACCAACGAUUUGAAAGCAUUUCUCGAAAACGAAAAGCAUCAAUAUGAAGCUGAAAUGCAAACGGCUGAAGAAAAUGUUAAGGAAGCUGAAGAACGCUAUGCAAAUGAGGCCAAAGUAUUUUGUGCAAAGAAUGCUGAAUUAAUGAAAGUCAAAGCGGCGGCCAAAAUAGAUGAUAACAAACGAAUCGCGAUGGAACGUUUCGUAAUGGAAAAACGAGAUUAUCUUUAUCGUGCACACAACGAAUACAUACUUGCAAUACGAGAAUAUGAUUUCCAUGGCAAACAACAAAUGUGUAAAAUAAUUAGUCUAGCUAUCUAUUUUGAAAAAGCUCAAUCAAUUCUCAAUCAAGACUGGAAGUGUCUAUUGGAAGCUAUAGCUGACUAUGACUUUAAGAAAAGUCAUCUCGAAAAUUCAAACCGAUAUGUUAAUAUGACACUACACCUUAGUUCAAAGAAACCAUACCAGCCUAAUGAUGGCCUAGUGAACAUAGAUUCAAAUGUUCCAUGGAGUCAAAAAUCGACUAUAAAAUUCAAUGAUUCAGUCGGUAUAAAAGCGGGUUUACCUAAUCUUAAAGAUAACGAAAUUCUUACUGAUGAAUCAGCAGCUAGUCAAUUGACAAAUGUCGCUUUAAAAAAUAAAAUUCAAACAUUAAUAUCUGAUUUAAAAGACGAUAUUAAUAAACUAGAAAACUUACGUCGAGAUAUUGAACAAACCAAGAAUAACGAGAUUUCAUAUUAUGUAAAUAAAAGUUUAUUUCAAAAAAGUCAACAAGUAGAAAGUUUGCGACAGCAAAUUGAAUGGAAACAAAAUAUAAAAAAUGAUUUACAAGAAGCACUUGACGAUGCUGGAUUUAACGACACUGAUACAUCUGAUACUGAAAUACCUACUGGUCUAUCAGACAAACUAGAAGAUCUACCAUACUUUCAUGGUAUCAUACCGCGUACUCACACUGUUAGUCUUUUAAAUAACAAAGGAGAUUAUUUACUCCGAAGAAAUGAUCGAGGAAAAAUCGUCUUAUCAAUUUUAUGGACUGAUCCAGAUGAUCAUAAUAAAUUGAAAGAUGGCCAUUAUUUUAUUCAUGAAAUUAAUAACAAUGACACAAAUGAGACAAUGUAUUCAUUUCACGAUUAUCGUUUGUCUAAACCAACAGUUCCAAAAUUGAUUUCAUUUUAUGUGCGGCAGAAAUUAGAAUUACGUGACGAUGGAACACGAUUAAUACGAGCAGUGGAAAAACCCAAUUAUAUUAUUAAUCAUCAUGAUGUUAAAGUUGAUUAUGCUGACAGAUUGGGGAAAGGUAAUUUUGGUGAAGUAUUUCGUGGUGAAUACCGAAACCAUAAGUAUGCAAUUAAAAUACUUCGCUCGAAAAAAGCAGAUGAAAAUUCACGAGAUCGAGACAGAUUUGUUAAUGAAGCACUUAUACUUAAACGAUAUACACAUCCAAGAAUCGUUAAAUUUAUUGGUAUCGUUGCAUCUUGUGAGCCACUUAUGAUUGUAAUGGAAUUAGCUAAACGAGGGAGUUUGAGUUCUUAUGUAAAAGCAAAUGAUUUCAAUGUGUCACAAUUAACGAAAAUGUGUCGUGAUAUUGCAAAAGGAAUGGCUUAUUUAGAAAGUAAUCAUGUUAUCCAUCGAGAUUUAGCAGCUCGAAAUUGUCUAGUUGACAAAGAUGGGCGAGUUAAAGUUGGUGACUUUGGUCUUUCGCGGUGUCUUUACGAUGAUGAAGUAUAUUUUAAUCAAAUUACAGAGUUUCCAGUACGAUGGUGGGCAAGUGAAGUUUUACAGAGAAAGCCAUAUACAACGAAAUCAGAUGUCUGGUCCUAUGGUAUAACUAUAUGGGAAGUAUUUUCUAAAGCAGAAGUACCUUAUAACGAUAUAUCAGCGAAUCAUUUAGUAAUGGAUGCUGUCAAAGCAGGCAAGCGACUUGAAAAGCCGGGAAAAUGCCCAACGAAUAUUUAUGAAAUCAUGUAUAAAUGUUGGUUAGAAAAUCCAAAAGAGCGAUACGAUUUUGCAACUAUUGUUGAACUGUUAAAAAAAGAAAAAACUAUUUUAUCUAAACUUCCGUUUUUUGGUUCUUCAAAAUAA